UUCCCAUGAUCCGCUAGAAGGCGUGACUGACAGCCGAGCAAGAUGGCCGAUUUCGGUGAACCCAUCUCUGAUCAAGAGAAGAUAAACAUAACAACAAACUUCAUUCUUCAUGCACCUCCUGGAGAAUUCAAUGAAGUCUUUAAUGAUGUGAGGAUCCUACUGAAUGAUGAUAGCUUGCUGAAGGAAGGAGGAUCAGGGGCCUUCGCACAGUACAACAAGGACCAGUUCACACCUUGUAAAGUAGAGGACUCUGAAGAACAAGUUUUAAUAUCUGAACAUGGGGACCUAGGAGGUGGUAAAUUCCUUGACCCGAGAAACAAGAAAUCAUUCAGGUAUGACCAUUUGAAAAAAGAGGCAUCCGACUAUCAAGAUGUCGAUGUGGACAGAUCAGUAGAGCCGUGGAGGUCAGCAAUAGAGAGUGCUCUGACUGGUUACAGAGACCAACACUACAAAUUCGGAGUGGUCAGUGUGUACGGAAGUGUACAAGGAGGAAAUACAACUAUUAUAGCCUGUAUAGAGAGUCAUCAAUUCCAGCCCAAAAAUUUCUGGAAUGGUAGAUGGCGAUCUCAGUGGUCCAUGACCUUUCCCAGCUCCGGGGGCAAGGUUGACCUAACAGGAGUAUUUAAAGUUCAGGUACACUAUUAUGAAGAUGGUAAUGUACAGCUAGUGAGCUCAAAGGAAGUAAAGAAGACGUUAAAUGUUACGAGUGAACAACAAACAGCCAACGAUUUUAUAAAAUUGGUCCAAGACUCAGAGCAGGAAUAUCAGAAUGCCAUAGGUGAAAACUAUCAGACCAUGUCGGAUACAACAUUCAAAGCUCUUCGUAGACAGCUACCUGUAACAAGGGCAAAAAUAGACUGGAACAAAAUAGUGGGAUAUCAAAUAGGAAGUCAAAUCAGCAAGAACAAAGCAUGAGACCAGUGAGCUUGUGUGGAUAUGUGCAUAGUGGAAACAAAAAUGGCUGAACUAAAGACACUGCAACGACAUCAGCAAUAUAUCAAGACUUGCCAGAUAGAGAAAUGGUGGUAUGUCAGCAUUCUGGCCGGGGAAAUUGGGCGCACAAAAAACUUUCCGUAUUCGUUUUGAUUACUGGCAAGACUGGCUUCAGAUAUCUUCACUACUGUGAUAUUUAAUUAGAACUGAUUCUUCAAGUAUGCAUAUAUGUAUUACAUUAACAAUGUCGCCCUGAAAAAAGUCAUCUAAAAAUGAUUGGAACAGAAUAAUGUUAACAUUUUAUUUACUUUUGGGAAUUUAUUUAUCCUUUAAUUACAGGACAAUUAUGGAUAAAUUUGCACUGUUUAUAAUUUUACAGUAUGAUGUGUAAGCAUAUGGUGUUAUUUAAGUGCAAUUUACAGGAUUAUAGGUCCUUAUCCACAUAUAAUUUAAAGCAUUAUAUCUUGGAGAAUUUCAAUUGAAUGUCAUUUGAAAUUGAAAUGUGAUCUCAAACAAGAUGAGGAUACAUCUAUAUCCGAGAUCACAUACAAAUUGAUACAGGUGCUUUUUUAGCUGCUUGGUUGAAGGCCUCUACUACUGAUGAAUUCUACGUUGUGUUUGUUUUUGCGUAGAUCCCUGAACCUGUAGCUAAACAUCCUCUACUGAUCAUUCAUUUGAUUUAUUCAGCCCUUAUUAUUUUAUUUAAUGAUUAGCAUUUACUGUCCAAACUCGGUCUUUGAGAUUAAUGUAUUUUUUAGAGUGUACACAUGGACAUUUCUGUAUAGCACAGCAACAUGUUGUCUCCGUACAGGUAUAGGAAUGGUCUUGGUAAUAAGGGUGAUUUGGGUGUGGCUCUGGUUUCCCAUACAAAGUCAGAUGACAAAGAGCUUUUUUCAAAAUUUGAGUGUAGAAACAAUGAUUAGAGCAUAUAAUGUAAUCAUGAUAAUUUUAUUCAAAUUAAACUAAUGGACUGAGAAACAGAUUUGUAAACAAACGGAUUACAACAAUUUUCCUUUUUGUUUUCUACUCUAUUGUGCUAUUUAAAAAUCAUAAAAGAAUCUGUUCUCAACUCUAAAAUACGGGUCAUCUAACAGAUAUUAACAAAUUAGGGUGACUAUAUGUACAUCAAAAUUAAUUUUAGAAUUAAGAGUUACCUUCAGAACUACUGCUCUUGAACAGUCAAAACCAUUAAAUGACCCUGGCCUUACCAUUAAUAUGUCUCAAAAUUUGUGUAGUAGAACCUCUUAAGUGUGGAGAAUGAAAAUUGACCAGGAUUUCCAGCUUGUCUGUCCUGGGAAGCUCCAACUUCACAUCAAAUGUCUUUAUACACAAUUAAUUAUCCUUACAAGAAUGUUCUUUAUAUUAAUCCAAAUCCUAUAAUUAAAUGAUGUAUUGUAAAAAGCGCUAUUUUUGUAUGUAUUGUUUUAAGGAAUGAGUCCCAGAUAACAACACUCUAUUCCUACCUGCAUCGUACCUUCAUUAUCAAUCUUUAGUUGAAGAACAGCUUUUCUCUUCCCCUACCUUUUUAUUGAAAUUCCCAAUGCAUGCAGUAAAAUAUCAUUCCAGAUAAAUUAACACAGGUAUUUUAAGGACUUGUAUAUCUAAAGUUAAUUUGUCUCCAGACUGAGGGAUAUAUUUUUCUCGUUACUAGUAUGUAUCGCAAGAAGCAACGCUGCCUAUAUGGAAUUUAGAUGUCUUAGUGUGAAUACACUUUUCUGGGCAUAGACAUUUUAUUGAAAACAUCCAUAGCUAAUGUCUUUAGGAAAAAAUCAUUUACUUGAUGCUGAUCAUGAACUUUCCUUUCCUAUUUGGCCCUGUUAAUAUUUAAGGGGUACUUUACAUGUAUAGGGGUAACUUUUUAUGGAAAGUUUGAACAUCAACAUAUUUUUAGUUCAUUGAUGAGCUCCCUUUGAUUAGUGUGGUUUUAAUGAGAAACUAAAAGUUUAUGUUGAAGUUUGAUUUAAGUUAAGAAAAUUGUCAAUUUGAAUUCAAUCUUUCAGAAGUUUGUAUUUUAGUAUAUUAACUAUGGAUGCUUUGAACAUAAUGUUGGUUGUCCAGCUGUUAGCUGAUUGUUUUGAGUGUAUACAUGUAAUGUCAGUGGUAAUCAUGUCAUACAAACGACUGCUGAGAGGGAAUCACAUACUUGUCGCAUGUGGUUAAGUGUUAGUGACUGGCAUGUUGGUUAAACAGAAUUUAAUUUAGUACUAAUAUUCUAACAGGUCAGUUUAAAUUUGUUUCUUAAUCUAUUAAUAACGCACUAUUAUAAAUUCUGUGAAGAUUUGCCUUCUUUUAUAUUUAAAGUUUUCACCACAGAACAUUAUGCAAAAAUACAGUUAUCAAGAAAGUUAUGUGAGAAUCGAAAGAAUUUGGAAAAGAAAUGUUGAGCAGGAUACUGUCGCCAAUUAGUGCUGUUUGAUACCUCCAGUAUUAUGUAGAAUAAGAAUGUACUGUACAGCUUCUCAAGGAAAUUUUGAACAGAAGCAUAAAACUAAUUUUUUGUUUUCAUGUUAGAUUGUUUCAUACUUGGCCGACUGUAUGAGGAAUAAAAAUUUGGUGUGGGAUUUAUUUAAAUGAUUUUAGGAUAAAAACAAUUCUGCAAUGACAGUUGGUACUGAAGCAGGAAGAGAGAGAGAGUAAGUAGUGUUGACAAGUGGUGGAACUGUUACUAGGUCUGUAAAUGGUACCUAGUGUAUUUAAGACUUCAGCAAUGUAAAUCUUUUUAAUAAAUAUACAACAAAGUGUAA
Molecule: messenger RNA, 3677 nt
Organism: Pecten maximus
Lineage: Eukaryota; Metazoa; Mollusca; Bivalvia; Pectinida; Pectinidae
Product: F-actin-capping protein subunit alpha-like
Exons: 10
Coding region: 43-915 (290 amino acids)
Biological process (GO): barbed-end actin filament capping; actin cytoskeleton organization
Cellular component (GO): actin cortical patch; F-actin capping protein complex
Molecular function (GO): actin filament binding
Source: RefSeq, a predicted model, not a curated record